CCAGAUGUUUCUACAGCUGACGAGAAGCUUCUGUCGGGCAAUAAAUAGUAUCUGCAAUCCAGACAGGGGUAUUUCUCCAGGAUCGUUCAAUAACUUGACAGACUCAGAAUCUUGCAAACAUGGCAGAAGAUAAUCUAGAGCAAAGUGCGAACGAGGACUUCGAAGCAGGAAAAUAUAACGCAGCGGCUGAAAAGUACUCGGCUUUAAUCGCUGGAAAUCCGGGGUGUUCCGAGUACUAUCUGAAGAGGGGACAAUGUUACCUUAACUGUAAAAAGUUUAAAGAGGCGUUCAAAGACGCACAACAGGCUCUGAGUGCAGGAGAUAAUAGCAUAGAACUGACCUUGUUAGGAGGAAAAGCUGCCACCAAACAACAGUUGUUUCAGGACGCGUACAAUUUUUACAAAAUCGGAGUGGACAUAGACAACACGAAUCCAGAUUUGUCGGAGGGACUGAGGGACCUCCAGCAGGCCAUACUGGACGAAUAUGAGUUGGAGGGAGGAGAUGAUGAGGAUAAAGGGUACUCUGCGGUGGACUUCUGCUCUCAAGACCCAUACCCUGGGGAUGACAAACUCCUACAGAAAGAACAAGAGAUACUGGACGCCAAAUACAACAUCCAUGACACCGUUCCGUGGAAAGACUACAAAGAUGGUGGAGAAUUUAAAAAUCAAGCCUCAGAGUCCGCCAUAGCGGCACACAGUUUGAUGGUGGCCGGAAAAGUGGAGGAAGCCGUCCAAAAGUUCACAUUCGCCAUAGAAACGGAACCCAACAACGCCAUACUGAGACGCCUGCGGUCCGAGGCUUACUAUCUUAUUGAUGACAAGAUCAAUGCACUGCGAGACUUGUGGGUAAUCCCGAAAAAUCAAAGGAGAGUGGAAGUCUGGCGUCUAGGAGGUCAGAUCUUACACGACCUCAAUUUACCUAUUCAUGCUGAACUUUGGUUCAAGAAUGCUACACGGCUUACAGAUGGAAAAGACGAGGGUGUCAAAGUCCUGUUCCAGCGGACUCGUAUCCAGAGGUUAUACGCUCCAAUCUGCAAAGGCUUACCCAUCAAUGUGGAGUUUUCAGAUUUUGGUAAAUGUGUUGUUGCUGCGAAACCCAUUAAGGAAGGAGAUGAGUUGUUCAAAGAAAAACCUUUGAUAAUGGGACAGAUUAUGGACAAAGACAAUAAUUUCACGCUCUCUUGUGACAACUGUGCUGCUUCAAUUCUCACAGCAGAGGACUAUUUUGGAAGUAACUUGAAAACUAUGGAUCAGGACUUGAAGGAGUUGAUUGAGGAAUGUUGGCCAAGAAUUCCCUCUGUCACUUGCGAUAAGUGCAAGAAGGUCAGGUACUGUAGCGACGAGUGCCGGCAGCAGGCAUGGGUCACUCAACAUGAACUCAUCUGUCCUGCUAGAAACGAAGCCUCGAAAAAGCUUCAUGAAAUAGGACAAAAUCUUGGUCAUGGCGUCGCUCAGGAUGGCGUUUGGAAAGAUUUGUGGGAUGCUCGAUUCAGUCCAUUGUUUUUGGCAAGAAUCUGGUCCAGCAUCAUAUCAGCAGCCAAACACAUGAUGAAAGAAAGCGGUGAUACCAAGCCAACCGCAGAACAAUGGGCAAAGGCGAGGAGUCCCUUUAGAAAAUUCAUGGCCUUUGGUCACUCCUCGGCAGCGGAGAGCAUGCCCACAAUCCUGAACCUAAUGCGCGAAAUCUUCAAAGACUGUGGCGACGGCGUUGAAUACAAGAUCACAGAAGGUGAAUUCAAUGGUCGAUACUUUCAAGCCUCGUGCAAUCUUCAAACAUUUUCUUCUCCGAUUACACCAUACCACCAGUUCAUGACGCAAGUGUCCAAACUGAACCCAGAAGACACCAGAGGGGUUAAAAUACUAAAGUAUCUAGAUGUGGCGCCACGUCUCAAUUCUUACUGUGGUCUGUUCCAAUUACAGUCCUGUCUCAACCACUCCUGUACAAAUAACGUAGAAGUAAGCGAUGCUGAGAUUGAAGGUUAUGGCGGGGUCAAGGUCACCGCCAAGUCUGACGUCAAGGAAGGUGACGAGCUUUUCACCACAUAUAUUGAUACCAGCAUGCCGAGAAAAUUACGACGAGCUUGGCUCUUUCGGUCAUUCAAUUUUUGGUGCCACUGUCGGCGCUGUGAAUUUGAAGGAGAUGGACCAGAGACGUGCACCGAAUGUAAAAAGAAGGCGGACAAGAACACGCCAUUUCCCGCCUGCGGACAGUGUCACAGGGCGUGGUAUUGCUCCAUCCCCUGUCAGAAGUCGGCAUGGCGGAGGGGACAUAAAAAGAUAUGCAGAAAAACACAUUCAAAUUCAGCAGUAGUACCUAAAGAAGAAUCAGCUGAAUGACUUUGAGAAGCACAAAAUUGAUAUAUACCGGUACAUUGUAAAUGAUCACGAUACAUUUCGACUUGAAUGGAAAUUAUUUGGUCAAAAUCUUCAAAUAAAUUGUACACACAUUU
Saccostrea echinata is the source of this 2449-nucleotide messenger RNA. RefSeq lists its product as uncharacterized. NCBI's taxonomy places the organism in Eukaryota, Metazoa, Mollusca, Bivalvia, Ostreida, Ostreidae. Bases 120 to 2336 code for a protein of 738 amino acids. The record is from RefSeq and is a predicted model, not a curated record. Gene Ontology annotation, molecular function: protein binding. The transcript is spliced from 4 exons.